AUGGGUCGCAGAAAGACCUGCAUUAAAAAUAGGCUCAAGAACCUGCAUAAAAAUCCCCUUAAAGUCAAGUCCCAAGCACCAGAACCUGUCACAUCAAGCACAUCAGAGCCUGGAAUAGACUGUGACUCCAAGUCAGAAGCAUAUACUUCUGAUCUUGAGUUGGAGGACAGUGAGGAUGAGGUCGUGCAGGAAAUUCAAACAGAUUCGGACCUUCUUGCCUUUGCUGCCAAACUCCAGGCAGCACAUGACAGUAUGGUUAGAAAGGAGAGGGAAAGACAAGAAGCCACAAAGAGAAAACCAGUCUACAUGGGAAAUUCAGAUCGGACAAAACGGAGGCAGAGACUCGAGGGAAAGAAAAUGGAGGCUGCUGGAUUCCCAUCCAUAGUGUCAUUCUUCCGAAAAAAUGCAGAACCUGACAGCAGCAAACAGGAAGACAGAAUACAGAUUACCAAUGGCAGCCAGGUGCAAGGAGCCAGAUAUGUCACGGCAGAUCCGGAGAUUGUUGAGACCCAACAGCCAUCUCAGUCCGAACGAGUCUCGAGAUCUCCCAGCUUUGCGAAGAGCCAAGGCUGA
Molecule: messenger RNA, 573 nt
Organism: Suillus fuscotomentosus
Lineage: Eukaryota; Fungi; Basidiomycota; Agaricomycetes; Boletales; Suillaceae
Exons: 2
Coding region: 1-573 (190 amino acids)
Source: RefSeq, a predicted model, not a curated record